AAAAAAAAAGAAAAACAAUACAAAAAAGGCUCGAAUUUGCUUGCUGGCUUCUCGUGGCAAGAUGUGAUUCCUUCAUCCAUAACUAUGCUUUAUCUAUCUAAAAGAGGACGGAUGCGCAGACUAAUCCAGAAGUGAUUAUAGGAAUAUUAACACCCCCGCGUAUCCGUGCCGCCUACUCAUUUAAAGUUGUUUUUAGCCUUAGGGGCAAAAUAUCCACAACCAGCGCUUACAAAUAAGCCAGAGCUGACGGGCGCAGCUAUUUAUGUGUUUAUUUUGGCUUAACUUUGCGCCACUUCAAAAUUCACUUGAAGUGGAAGGAAGAGAAAACAAAUUAAAUUUCUUCACCUAAUGAUCCGUAAGCGCUUAAUAAGUUUCUUUUUGUUGUUGUUAUUUUGACACGGAGUUCACGUGGAAGUCACGUGGUGGCUGUCGCCUAUUAGACUUGAGCGACGAGUCCGUUUUAGUUCGAAUGGUGCUCUCUACCGAACGGUCGCGUCGACAUCUGUGUUCGUAAAAGGUGACGACCGGUCGGACAAACUAGUCAACGCCCUUUAGAAAAUACGAGCCCAAUGCUGAUAAAAGGAGAGGGAGCCGAAGAACGCCACAUCUUGAAUCAGAAAAAACGAGCAGUGUACAAGAUGUCUUAUCAAAUGAUGACAGUGAAGACAUAGAAGACUGCUUAGCGGGUUUCUAUGGCGAUCUAGAUGACAAGUGACAAUUGUAAAAUUUCCCCACCAGCAACCACAGCACUGUGAUUAAAUGGCUUGUCAAGGAAAUUCAACAGGCAAGGGCAGGAACACAACAGAAAAAAUCUAUGUUCCUAAUCCCAUCGACAAAGAAACCAAGUUCGUCCUUAUAAUGUUGGCCUGUUUAGUAAGCGUAUCAGGAGUGAUUGGGAAUUCUCUGAUUCUACACUACAAGCGAAAAGAGAAGAAGAACACGGUCCGAUUACAAAGAGCUCUUGAUCGCGCACACGUAAUUUAUGCUUUUAUUCAGAGUCACGCUUAUUCGGACCUCUUAGGGAGCAUAAUUGGUCUUCCUGUUUUAUUAGCGCUGCUGUUUGACGUUGCGCGAAAUGACUGGGACUGUAAAUUGUAUAAGUUUAUCACGUUUCUGUUUCCUUCCAUAACUGUACUCAAUGUUUUAGUGAUUGCAGUGGAGAGAUAUUUAGGGAGUUUUCACGUGUUGCUGGUGCCAAGGAAGCAAACCGUUCGCCGCUUGCUUGCCUGUGUUUGGGUUUUCGGUGGCCUUUCCGCACUUGCCCCCGCUGCGUGUUACAAGAAUCUAAGAGUCGAUAUGGACGAGCAUCGAUACACUAUUGGAUGUCUUUACGAUAAGUCGGUGCCUGCAUUUGGGGUUAUGCUUUAUAGUUACCUCGUGCUGUUUUACGUAUUCCCUUGUAUUAUUCUGAGUUUUGUGGCUUUUAGAGUUACAAGACUUCUCAACAGGCGACGAACUCCAAGACGAAGCUUUCAACAUAAAGGUUCCCGCCUACUGAUCAACGUUCUCAUCGCGUUUGUUGUUCCAUAUUCACUGUGGGUCUUGCUCACAGCUCUAAGACUUGUUAUCAAUCCAGAGCUAACAUAUCAGCAAGACACGAUUUUGCGUUACGUGUUUUCCGUCAUAGCCUUCUCAAAUGGAGUAGUUAAUCCAUUUAUUUAUCUUUACUACUCCGAUGAAUUCCUUGAUCGGCUGCGAAAGAAUUUGAGGAUUAACACCGUGCAGUUUAACAUUGGCAGCCCACAACGGGAUCAACACUCGGUAUCGAAUCACGAAGGCAUAGAAGUCGAUGUCGUUCAAGCUUCUUCACCUCUGAGACUAUCGGUACAAGAUAUAAAGCUUACAAAAGUUGUAAAAAACGGUCCUACCUCUCGUUGUGAGGCAACAUCUACUUCAUCUUCAGUUGAGGUACCAACUACCUCUCACAGUGCUAUCACCUAUCCGCUACCUUCUACUGCUCAAUGUGAUGUACCAUCCACCCUCCCUUCAACUAGGCCCUGUCCCUUCACUGCUUACUUUCAUGUACCAUGUACCCCUCCACCUUCCACACCCUGUCACUCCACUGCUUACUGUGACGUACCAUGUACCCCUCCACCAACCACACCCUAUCUCUCCACUGCUCACCGUGAUGUACCAUGUGCCCCUCAACCUAACACAUCCUAUCCCUCCAAUGCUCACUGUGAUGUACCAUGUACCCCUCCACCUAACACAUCCCGUCCCUCUACUGCUCACCGUGAUGUACCAUGUGCCCCUCAACCUAACACAUCCUAUCCCUCCAAUGCUCACUGUGAUGUACCAUGUACCCCUCCACAUAACACAUCCUGUCCCUCCACUGCUCACCAUUAUGUUCCAUGUACCCCUCCACCAACCACCCCCUGUCUCUUCACUGCUCACCGUGAUGUACCAUAUACCCCUCCAUCUACCACACCCUGUCUCUCCACUGCUCACUGUGAUGUACCAUAUACCCCUCCAUCUACCACACCCUGUCUCUCCACUGCUCACUGUGAUGUACCAUAUAGCCCUCCAUCUACCACACCCUGUCUCUCCACUGCUCACUGUGAUGUACCAUGUACCCCUCCAUCUACCACACCCUGUCUCUCCACUGCUCACUGUGAUGUACCAUGUACCCCUCCAUCUACCACACCCUGUCUCUCCACUGCUCACUGUGAUGUACCAUAUACCCCUCCAUCUACCACACCCUGUCUCUCCACUGCUCACUGUGAUGUACCCCUCCAUCUACCACACCCUGUCUCUCCACUGCUCACUGUGAUGUACCCCUCCAUCUACCACACCCUGUCUCUCCACUGCUCACUGUGAUUCACCCCUCCAUCUACCACACCCUGUCUCUCCACUGCUCACUGUGAUGUACCCUUCCAUCUACCACACCCUGUCUCUCCACUUCUCACUGUGAUGUACCAUAUACCCCUCCAUCUACCACACCCUGUCUCUCCACUGCUCGUGAUGUACCCCUCCAUCUACCACACCCUGUCUCUCCACUGCUCACUGUGAUGUACCCCCCAUCUACCACACCCUGUCUCUCCACUGCUCACUUUGAUGUACCCCUCCAUCUACCACACCCUGUCUCUCUCUUUUUUUUUUUAAGGCAGUAUUGCUACCUGUUUAUUAUUAGACUAAAGAUGCAAUCCAGCAAUCUUCUCUAUAAUAAUUGUAGUUUAAGAACAAAUUGUUCCCUGGUAAAAUUGACAUUUAAAUAAAGACCCUUUUUGUCUCUU
Molecule: messenger RNA, 3233 nt
Organism: Nematostella vectensis (starlet sea anemone)
Lineage: Eukaryota; Metazoa; Cnidaria; Anthozoa; Actiniaria; Edwardsiidae
Product: tRNA wybutosine-synthesizing protein 3 homolog
Exons: 3
Coding region: 760-2817 (685 amino acids)
Biological process (GO): tRNA methylation; neuropeptide signaling pathway
Cellular component (GO): cytoplasm; membrane
Molecular function (GO): tRNA methyltransferase activity; G protein-coupled peptide receptor activity
Source: RefSeq, a predicted model, not a curated record